UUUUAAUUGCCCCUUCCUUUCUUUCAAUCUAUCUUUAUCUUCUCUUCUCCACCGCAUCCUCUUUUCUCUCUCUUCUUCUUCUCCGGCGAGCCACCGUCGGUGCCGGAAAAUCAAGCUUUUCCGAUCAGAUUCCGGCAAUCUUUCUUCUAAUCGAAUUGCUUCUCCAGAAAUUUUCUCUAUUUGUGUUUUUUGGGUAAAAACUAACCUAAAUCACUAACUUUUAUUCUAUUUAUCAUUUCCUUCCAUUUUUACCCUUCUAUUUUCCAAUUAUUAUCAACCACGUCCUCAUCAAAAUAAUUAAACUUUGACGUGGCAUGCAUCCAACGAGUCAUGAGCACUUCCACUAUGAUGAGCAAUCAGCACCGUAGAUUCCCAACUCCUGGUUUUGUGGACCCCACUUUUAAGAAACGUAAGGAGAGAGAAAGUGAUGGUUUUGAAACCCUAAAGCCAGCCAAGCCGAUAUCAUCUAGACCCGGCUCGAUCAUUCCGGUUUGCCCCAAGAACCAGCUCCUAGCUGGCUAUCUGGCUCACGAGUUUUUGUCUAAAGGGACCUUGUUUGGACAGGAGUACGAUCCGGCUCGAUCUGGAGCUGCGUCGAAUUCGAGCCGGGUUAAGAUGGCAGCUGGGAAAGCCGAGCCGGAGGUGGAGAGAAAUGAGAAUAAAAAUAAAAGGUAUGCUGAAGUAGCGGAUCUAUUGAAAACUGAUGAGGCCCAUUUACCAGGUAUUGUUAAUCCGGCCCAAUUAGCUCGAUUCCUUCAGCUCUGAUCUGGAGGCCCAAAUUAUUUUCAACUACAUCCCUGCACCUGCACACAGGAAAUUCCUUCUCUCUCUUUCUUUAAUCUAUAUUUAUAUAUAUAUAUUUCUCCUUGGAAGAUUUUUGUAUUUUAUUAUAUAUUGCAUGUAAUGCACAUCUUUUCUUGAUAAACUAACUCAUGUGUUUCAUGUUUCAAUUUGGAGAAUUUUAAAUUACACCUUUU
This is a messenger RNA of Impatiens glandulifera, 977 nucleotides long. RefSeq lists its product as uncharacterized. The transcript has a single exon. Bases 331 to 765 code for a protein of 144 amino acids. NCBI's taxonomy places the organism in Eukaryota, Viridiplantae, Streptophyta, Magnoliopsida, Ericales, Balsaminaceae. The record is from RefSeq and is a predicted model, not a curated record.